Molecule: messenger RNA, 2217 nt
Organism: Talaromyces stipitatus ATCC 10500
Lineage: Eukaryota; Fungi; Ascomycota; Eurotiomycetes; Eurotiales; Trichocomaceae
Exons: 2
Coding region: 117-1883 (588 amino acids)
Source: RefSeq, a predicted model, not a curated record
UUUGAUAUCAUCAUCUUUCAACUUUAAACUGGGUCGUUGAGCGAGUAAGAGACAAGGACAACAUAUCUUACAAUUCACCAUCAAUUCUAAAAAUCGUCGCCUAUUCUGCUCUCACCAUGAUCUCCACCGUCCCUCCACCGCGUCCCGUCUCCGUGAACUCGCCGAUAUUACCCUUGUCAUCCCCAGUACUUUAUCAUAAAUCGACGAGCAUACCUACGAAAGAAGCGUACCAGAAUGAUGAAGAAGUUGCCAAAUCAACAUAUUCUCUCACAGUCUCACUCGAUCGGCUACCUCGCAGGGAUAUCGAAAUGGAAGACGCGGAUGACUCGAUUACAUUUCCAAGCCACGCCAGUCAAUCAGCGAUACAAUUCAAUGACUUGCCAUUUGAAAUUCACGAAGCUAUCCUAGAUCAUUUGUUUGGCGAGCGAACGUCUGGAUCAGUUAGUAGUAUCCCCGGCCGGCCGGACACCCGUAGUUGGAUCAGGGCUCUUCGUCACCCUAGGCGGAAAACUCUGUCUAAUCUUGCCUUGAUCUCUCCUAUAUGGAGAGAUCUAGUACAGGAACGGAUAUACAGGCACAUCAAGGUUAAAGGGACGAAAGACGGCCUAGCCGAAUGCGAAAACUGGUUUCGAAGUCAUCCUCAUCUCGUACGCCAUGUCCGACAUACUGAAUACUGGAUACCGGUAUGGGGAAACCGGGCCCACAAAACAGUGGCGCCGCACUUGCGCGAGGUACCACCAAUCCGCCGAUAUUUGAAUGAAGAAGCGGGGCUGUUUGGACAUAAUAACGGCUUGGUACAGCAGCAGCUGGUAAUGCCAGACUGGGAUUUGUCAGAUAACAGGAAUCGUAGCCCGAACGACUUCGCAUUCCAUGUAGCCAGCCAUAACGCAAGUUUGGAGGAAAUAUUUCGACACGUCAAAGAUUUCUUUCCCGAGACGAGGAUUCUAACACUGGAGGCUGGACACUGCAAGAAGCCUCCUCUAAUCAAACAUUUUGCAAAUGAUCCGUCGGGGUUGACAGGGAACUAUCAUCUGGAACAGCUACCAAAUAUUCGAACACUCUUCAUGCGCGGGGCUUGGAACAUCAUGCGAGAUUACAAGCACUGGGCAACAAUUUCGGAAGCUCUCCCGUCGUUACGUGAGUGGCAUUGUGCGUACGCAAAACCUAAGCUAGAAGCAUAUCAGACUAUCUGUCGAGCCCUUUCGAGUUUAUCUUCGAGUUUGAUCCAUUUGGAUAUCAGCUUGGAAGGCUUCCAUAGCAAGGACCAUUCGCACUUGCUAGGUGGAAAGAUUGGACGCCAUCAUAUGUGCCGAAUUCUAGGCCGGCUUGCGCCACAACUGGAACAUCUGUCCUUAACUGGCUAUAUGUGUGCCGACCUUUUCGACACUGCGAGAGCAGCUACUGCUGACCGACCACAAGAUGCGCGACUUCGAUCAGUGGACCUCGUUGUCAAGACCUGCUGCAAGGAUGAGGACGAUGCGAACGGAUUGUUAUCCCCGCUGUUGGAUGAGCCUCCCGGCAUCACGAAUAUGAAGUUUAUCGACUCGUUUGAGACGCUGGUACUAAGUUCAAUUCGCUGUUUGGACACAUUCCUCGAUCUUUCCUACAUUCGCAUUCGCUUCAUUGAUCUUGACGCUCAGUGUGCAGUUCUUAAUCCUUAUUUCCAUCUAGCCGAUAACAAAUGCAUGGGAUUGUGGAGCCAUGAGAUUGUGGAGACUCUGGCUCAAGUCCGGUCCACAGCUCACUUUGUCGAACUUGCGGACGGCAUUUUCACUCAGUAUGGUCCAAACAACGUUAUUAUUGGAGCCGUGUAUCCCCGUAGUAGGCCGUUGAGUAUCAACAUCAAUACCUACAAGAUCCUGUCCGAUGCAGCCAAAUCGUGAAGACGGCAACAAUUGCUUCGAAUCUGUUCGAUUUCAUGAUUGAUUUUUGUCCUUUUCUGCGAAAAUCUGUUCUUCUAUCUUCUCGCAUCAAUACCCAUUUGUUUCUACGCUGGGAGCGUGUCACGGCGCCGGGGAAUUUGAAUCUGAUGUUGCAUAUGCUUUAUUUCGUUCUUUUUCGCUUCUUUCAAAUAUUGAAUCUGAGUGACGAAUUUCUUUUCGAUUUUUCUUUUAUCAUUAGCGUAGUGUAGAGAAAUGCGGGUUACCAUUUAUGAUCCAUAUUUCGGUCUUGUUUUCCGCAUGGGAAGCAGGGGAGGUUCAAAUGAAAAGUUUGUUA